AUGGCCUUGAGUGGAAACUGCAGGACUUACCUCCCUCCCAGAGAGCAAUCAACAGCUGCACAAUCCUACCCAGAGGUGAUAGAGCUGAAUGUGGGCGGCCAGGUUUAUUUCACUCGCCUCUCAACUUUAACAGGCAUUCCCCAAACCCUGCUUUGGAAAAUGUUCACCUCCAAGAGAGAGUCGGCCAACGAUCUUGCAAAAGAUUCCAAGGGAAGGAUAUUCAUCGACAGAGAUGGCUUCCUGUUCCGCUACAUUUUGGACUAUCUCAGGGACAAGCAAGUGGUUCUGCCUGACCAUUUUCCAGAGAGAGGGAGGCUCAAAAGGGAAGCCGAGUACUUUCAGCUGCCAGACUUGGUCAAACUUCUGAGUCCGGAUGAGAUCAAGCAAAGCCCCGAUGAUUAUUGCCAUAGUGAUUACGAGGAGGUUUCCCAAAGCAGUGACACGAGAAUAUGUGCCCCGUCGUCACUCAUGCCCUCGGAUCGAAAGUGGGGCUUCAUUACCAUUGGCUACCGAGGGUCGUGCACCAUGGGUCGGGAGACCCAAGCAGAUGCCAAGUUCAGGAGAGUCCCGCGGAUUUUGGUUUGCGGCAGGAUUGCUCUAGUCAAAGAAGUUUUUGGAGAAAGUUUGAAUGAGAGCAGGGACCCAGACCGGGCUCCCGACAGAUACACCUCCAGGUUCUACCUGAAGUUCAGGCACCUGGAAAGGGCUUUUGAUAUGUUGUCAGAAUGUGGAUUCCACAUGGUGGCCUGCAAUUCUUCAGUCACCGCUUCUUUUGUCAAUCAAUACACUGAUGACAAAGUUUGGUCCAGCUACACAGAAUACGUCUUUUAUCGAGAGCCUUCAAGAUGGUCUUCAUCACACUGCGACUGCUGCUGUAAAAAUGGCAAAGGCGACAAAGAAGGAGAAAGUGGAACCUCCUGCAAUGAACUGUCCACCUCAAGCUGCGACAGCCAGUCAGAAGCCAGCUCCCCUCAAGAGACUGUCAUCUGUGGCCCUGUCACCCGCCAGUCCAAUAUACAGACUCUGGAUAGGCCAGUCAAGAAAGGCCCGGUGCAGCUACUUCAGCAGUCUGAAAUCCGGAGGAAAAGCGACCUGCUCCGAACUCUAACUUCCGGCUCUAGGGAAUCCAACUCUAGUAAAAAAAAAUCGGCGAAAGAAAAGCUCUCGAUUGAGGAAGAGUUAGAAAAAUGCAUCCAGGAUUUCCUCAAGAUCAAAAUCCCAGACAGGUUUCCAGAAAGGAAGCACCCUUGGCAAUCUGAACUGCUACGAAAGUAUCGUCUAUAG
Zootoca vivipara (common lizard) is the source of this 1284-nucleotide messenger RNA. Its product is annotated as BTB/POZ domain-containing protein KCTD16. The record is from RefSeq and is a predicted model, not a curated record. Lineage: Eukaryota; Metazoa; Chordata; Lepidosauria; Squamata; Lacertidae.